CAUAGCAUGGACAAUCCUAAUGGUCGUAUUCGAAGCAAUGAUUUUGAGGAAAAACAAAGAUGUCAACAAGACAAAUGAGCAGAAUAAGAACAAGAAAAAAAGCAUGAAAAGUAUUCCCCUACGUCACAUCUUGACGUCCCCCGCUGUCUGGGCCUCCAUUCUGCUGCAGAUAGCGGCCUACUGCUGGGAACCCAAUAUUCUGCCGCUCUAUUUCAACCAAAGCUUUGGAGCAAGCAUCGAGCUGGUAGGAGUCCUAGCUGGGAUUCCAGUCCUGAUAUUUGGUGCUUUAGAACCGCUGUUUGCAUUGGUUGGGAACCGUUUAAGCAAACGCUUAUCAACAACGAUCGCUCGUAAAGUGUUGGCUGUAACAGGCUGCCUGGGCGUUUCUGGCUGCCUUUUCGUGGCAGCCUUCACCUCCAACUCUGUGGUGGCAACCUGUUUCGUCUCUGUGGCUUACGGGAGUUCUGCGGCUAGGGCAGCAGUUGCUGACGCCAACCCAUUUGACAUCGCGCCCCGGUACGCCAGCGUGCUGUGCGGGCUCUGCCGGGUUCUGUGCCGAGUGGUGGGGAUCACCUUCCCACUGCUGGUGACUACACUUACCAAGAACAAGACAAGCCAGGAGUGGUCCCGUGUUGUCCUGAUCAUUGCCUGCGUGUUCGCGGCUACAGCCCUGUUCUACGGAAUCUUCGGCAGCGGGGAGCUCCAUUCACUUAAGAUUGCCCAGACCUGCCUUGCCAGAUAUCUCAUUUAA
Molecule: messenger RNA, 751 nt
Organism: Branchiostoma floridae (Florida lancelet)
Lineage: Eukaryota; Metazoa; Chordata; Leptocardii; Amphioxiformes; Branchiostomatidae
Product: vesicular glutamate transporter 3-like
Exons: 6
Coding region: 20-751 (243 amino acids)
Biological process (GO): synaptic transmission, glutamatergic; regulation of synapse structure or activity; neurotransmitter loading into synaptic vesicle
Cellular component (GO): synaptic vesicle membrane; excitatory synapse
Molecular function (GO): L-glutamate transmembrane transporter activity; neurotransmitter transmembrane transporter activity
Source: RefSeq, a predicted model, not a curated record